Messenger RNA from Bombus pyrosoma, 2271 nucleotides. RefSeq lists its product as uncharacterized. The coding region runs from base 879 to 2033 and encodes 384 amino acids. The record is from RefSeq and is a predicted model, not a curated record. The transcript is spliced from 2 exons. NCBI's taxonomy places the organism in Eukaryota, Metazoa, Arthropoda, Insecta, Hymenoptera, Apidae.
AUUUAUUAUAAUUUUCAUAAUAUUACUAACAAGAAAUCGACAAUAGAUAAAUAUAAUUCACGGUAAUAUUGAGUAUUGAAAAUUUGGAAUCGAAAAAGUGAUUUUCACAUUGGAAACUUUUAUCACAAUUCAUAUAAUUCUCUCAUAAAAAUAAUUCAUUGGAAGGAUAACGGUUUUACAACAUUUUUUUACAAAAGUAUCCGGGUUCAACGUCUUCUUACGCGACUAUAAUUUCACCGUUUCUAAUUACAGUUUUACCACCGUUUGAAGAGGCGCAGUUCUCUGCUUAUGCUUUGAAAAAAGGGGGCAAGAGGCAGCGUGUAUCACGGUUAAUGAAAUAAGGCUUGUUCGACGUUUGAAAAAAUGGAAUGAAAUUGAAUAGUGCAUAGAAGUGGUGGAAUUGAAUUGAAUGUUUCAUAGAAGUGCGGCCAGCGACCAGCUGCACUUCACAGCAACGCUGCUAAUUAAAAAAUAAAAGUUUACUUUGAAAAAGUUUACAACGGAAACUUGACGGAACACAAACGACACUGCGAUCCCUACCUGAACACUUUAAUGCUGGACCGAUUCACGGUAUCACAAGUAACAUCGUCAAAACAUACGUCUAAAUACAAUGAAAAACAUGAAAAUAAAAAGCAAAAUAACGGAAAUGCGUGAAUGUCACGCAGUGGAAGCUCGACCGAACUGAAUACACUGGCAAGCGUCAACAAGUGACCUGAUAGCAUCGAAAUUCUGCACGGUCAGCACAGUCUCGUGUUUUCAAAACGUGAGUGGUUUCCAUAUCAAACGUGCCGAGAAAAUCUCGUGGAUUCCUUUAAAAACCAGCCUCAUUUCCAGAAUCUUCACAGUUUCACGAAGAAACGCACAAAAAAUUCAACAAAAUGUAUUUUAACACGUAUUUCGUACUUUCAUUACUUUGUUUGACGAUAUGUCAAGCAGUUACAGCGGAGAAGAAAGAAGAAAUCAAAGAAGAAUUAAACAAGAAGGAGCUAGAGAUAGAACAGACUGGAGAAGACACCGAAAGAUCCAAAAAGUCGGUAUUCAUAAUGGACCAAGUAUUAGGAGAAGCUCAGAGUUUCGGUAUUCAAACUCCUUCACAACAUAUCCAGAGUUUGAAUAUCAAACAAGCUCCAGGAGUUUCUGAGACUGUCAGCAUCCAGAAUCCACAAUCUGUUCAAACUCUCAAUAUUCAAACUUCACAACCUGCUCAAAUAUUCAGUAUCAAAGAUCAGUCUAGUCCAACCUUGAGUAUCAAUCAGGAUUCAGGAGUUUCUGAGACUAUUAGUAUCCAGGAUUCGCAAUCUGUUCAAACUCUCAGCAUUCAAACUCCACAAUCUGUUCAAACACUUAACAUUCAAGGUUCGCAACCUGUUCAAACAUUGAACAUCAAGCCAGUUUCUCCGGGAGUUCAAACACUAAGCAUCAAAGGUCCACAACCUCUUCAAACCUUCAGCAUCAAACCAGGUUCUCAAGUCCAAACCUUCACCAUCCAAGGGUCACAACCUCUUCAAACGUUCAGCAUCCGGGCUCCAAACUCUGUUCAAACUCUCAGUAUCCAGCCAGGUUCGCAAGGAGUUCAAACUGUGAACGUGAUUCAGCCUCAACACGAUCAAACUUCUGCAAACGUGAUAGUGGGUCCACAGCACACCAAGACUGUCCAGGUGAUCCACCCUGGCCAAGGUGGCUCUCAAACCAACGUAAACAUCGUCCAACCUUCACCGAAAGAGAUUGACGUACCUGUUGUUGAGAAGAUUACUCGUACGGAGAAAAUUUUGGAGCCUAUGCAAAAAGUGGUUGUUUCUGAAAUGGAAAAGGAGAUCGUGGCUCCUGUGGUGCCUAUUUUUAGGGAACAAAUAGUUUUUGAUCCAGAUUGUUCUUGUUUAGUAACAGAACCAGAAACUAUGUCAACCUUUUUUAAGUACCUUCAUUUUAAGUAUGGGAAACCAACAUUCUACUCAGCUGUGAAACCUAAGAUGUUGAUCAAGCAACCUAUGAGGGUUUUAGAGGUUAGAGAACGCUCCUUGAUAGGUGUAUAGAAAGCAGCACUCGAUGUAAGAAAAUAUUUAUUUAUUUAUUUAUUUAUCUAUUUAUGUAAAUUGAAAUCUCUAAGGAUUGUGUGAAGUAGAAUAAUUUAUUUGCUCUUUCUAAGAUCCUUAAGAACAGUUGAGAGAAACCCAUUGUAAUUGGAGAAAUAAAAUUGAAAUGGCAUCUAAAUUUGAUUAUACUUAUUACUUUUCCAAUAUCUCAAACCGUACACUUCCAUAAUAACGAUCU